Messenger RNA from Alligator sinensis (Chinese alligator), 2541 nucleotides. RefSeq names its product membrane bound O-acyltransferase domain containing 1 (gene MBOAT1). The coding region runs from base 1222 to 2445 and encodes 407 amino acids. Gene Ontology annotation, molecular function: acyltransferase activity. The record is from RefSeq and is a predicted model, not a curated record. NCBI's taxonomy places the organism in Eukaryota, Metazoa, Chordata, Crocodylia, Alligatoridae. The transcript has 13 exons. Gene Ontology annotation, cellular component: membrane. Gene Ontology annotation, biological process: lipid modification.
UUUAAUAAAAGGUAUCAUUUUGGAACCAAGAGUUCUACAUUUUUGCAAUCAUUUUUGAGGCAGCAAAUUGAUGCAGCAUUUAUGCAAAACGAAAUCACUCUCUGGGAAUCUUAACUGCUUUUUGGGCUUUUUUUUUUUUUUAAAUAAGAUUUGGCUUGGAACACGAAAAAUAAGUCCAAAUCCAUGAGCCAGUCCAGAACCAGAAGUGACCCUACAACCGGCAAACAUCCUCCAAUCCCACCUGGGGCUUCAGAUAUUUCCAAAGUCUUUUGGCAGGCACCCUACAUGUAGGUUCAAGCCCGGAGGCUUGGGAUUUGGAUGCACCCAAGUGUUGCCUGCCCUCAACCACAUAGCUGCAGGAGCAAGCUAGGGAGGAGCCUCUCAGUGGCGAUGCAUACGGGGUGCACGGGGGUGACGUGCAUCCUGUCAGGCCGUGCUCCCUGCUUAGGCAACGGGCAGGGGGGCAGGCAAGAGCGCCAGUACCCCCCCUUUUUGACUGCUAACUGCAAAGUGGGGGCACCGGAUGAAGCACUGCUGGCGCUUUCAGGAGCACUACUGACCCCCCUCCAGUUGGUGAGAUUGGUUGCCGGGGAACCCCCUGGUUGCCGACUGGCCACUGUGGGGGCAUGUGACCCCCCACGACUCAGGUGGCACCAGUGGCCCAUGGAGCCUCCUAUUUCCAUAAGGUGGGCUUUAAGCUCCAACACCUGGGCGGGUAUUAAACCACAGCAGAAGAAGAGUUAUCCCGGGGAGGGCUUAAAGAAAACUGCCUUCACCACCCAGAUACACGGCGUUUCCCCCGCCAGGUAAGUAACUGCCUUUCGGGCUGGCUGUCAGCACUUCCUUCUGACUACUUGCCUCAAAAUACGGAAAUGCUUCAACUUGGAGCACCCGGUACUCCCUCGACGAGCCAUAUAAAGGAAACAAGAGGACUGAUUUGCAUGCUGGUUUACAUAUUUCCUCCGAGGACGAUAGUUUUGCCGAAAACACGAGCGUUUGGAGCUUCCAGCACGAUGAUUUCGGUAUUUCAGACCUGCCAACGCCGGUGUCAAUUUUGUAGCCUGUCAGCUGUUUGCCCUACUGGCUGCCUUUUGGUUUCGCAUCUAUUUGAGCCCCAGUCAUGCCAGUUCUGUUGUUCGUCAUGCAUUUGCCACUCUCUUUGGAAUAUACUUUGCUGUUUUCUGUUUUGGAUGGUAUUCCCUUCACAUUUUUGUACUCGUGAUGAUGAGCUAUGGCAUCAUGAACUUGGCGAGUAUUUCCAACAUCCACAGGUACUCCUUUGCUGUAGCCAUAGGAUACCUCACAUUGUGCCACAUUAGUCGACUAUGCAUAUUCCAUUAUGGUAUUCUUACUACAGAUUUCUCUGGUCCACUGAUGAUUGUUACGCAGAAGAUCACAACUCUUGCAUUUCAAGUCCAUGAUGGGAUAGGUCGACAAGCUGAGGACCUCACUGCAGAGCAGAGUCGACUUGCUGUAAAAACAAGACCUUCUUUACUGGAGUAUUUAAGCUAUCUCCUCAAUUUUAUGAGUAUCAUAGCUGGGCCUUGCAGCAAUUACAAGGAUUAUAUAGCCUUCAUUGAAGGGAGGCAUGUACAUAUGAAACUUUUAGAAGUGAACUGGAAGCAAAAGGGUUACGAUAGACUUCCUGAUCCUUCUCCAACUGGAACUGUGGCAUACAAACUCUGUAUCACCCUUGUAUCUCUCCUUUUGUUCUUGACACUUACCAAGAGCUUCCCUGUUACAUACAUCAUUGAUAACCAGUUUAUCAAUAAAACAUCCUUCAUGUCAAGACUCGGUUACCUGUAUGUUGUUACACAAGCAUCGAAGCCAAAGUAUUACUUUGCAUGGACCUUGGCAGAUGCAGUCAACAAUGCAGCCGGCUAUGGGUUCAAUGGUGUUGAUGAGAGAGGCAAUUUUCGUUGGGAUCUGUUGUCCAACUUAAAUAUCUGGAAUAUUGAGACUGCAACAAGUUUUAAGGUGUACCUUGAGAACUGGAACAUUCAGACAGCUGCCUGGCUGAAGCGUGUUUGCUAUGACAGGGCUCCAUUUCACCCUACAGCUUUAACUUUUAUCCUGUCAGCCCUGUGGCAUGGCAUCUACCCUGGAUAUUAUUUUACAUUCCUCACUGGAAUCCUUAUUACAUUAGCAGCCAGAGCAAUCAGGAACAAUUGCAGGCAUUAUUUCCUGUCUUCAGAGCCACUCAAAGUGAUCUAUGACAUUAUCACAUGGUUUGUCACUCAACUGGCUGUCUGUUACACUGUUGCACCUUUUGUUUUGCUGGCUGUUGAGCCCACCAUUAAGUUUUACAAGUCAAUGUACUUUCACAUGCACAUACUAGGCCUCCUGGUAUUGCUGGUCUUACCAGCCAGACGUCAAGACCACCCCAUAAAGCGGCUUCAAAAUCGGUUCACAGAAAACUCAGUUAAAAACAAGAAAGAAAAGUGAUACCUCAAAGGCAAACCACUGAUCUUGGGAACGCAGAGUGAUGUACCAAAAACAAACAAAACAAAAAACAAAACAACAACAACAAAAAAAAAACAA